Chelmon rostratus (copperband butterflyfish) is the source of this 4607-nucleotide messenger RNA. It is a transcript of the gene tnfrsf21, whose product is annotated as tumor necrosis factor receptor superfamily, member 21. The transcript has 6 exons. The record is from RefSeq and is a predicted model, not a curated record. Gene Ontology annotation, biological process: neuron apoptotic process; negative regulation of T cell proliferation; oligodendrocyte apoptotic process. Lineage: Eukaryota; Metazoa; Chordata; Actinopteri; Chaetodontiformes; Chaetodontidae. Gene Ontology annotation, molecular function: protein binding. Bases 293 to 2374 code for a protein of 693 amino acids.
GAGGCGGCGGUCCCUGCGCGGCCCUCAUCCAUCAUCGCUAUGGGAAUUACCACAGCGUUCUUUCUGAACCAAGCCCUGAUCCCGUACUAUCUGAAACCGGUCCACCUGGAGACACGGACUAUAAAACAGUGCAGUUGAGACUGUCGCUGCACCAGAGCCCGGCUCAGCUUCUCUCCUCCAGUAAGCUGAGGAGGAGGAUGAGAAACAUCUAGAGAUGAGAAGUGUUUCUACCGCAGACAACUUGGACAAGGACGUUUGCUCGACCCUCAUCUGUAUUUCCUAAACCAGGACCAUGCCUGCCACGAGUGUGUCCGCAGUGCUCUUGUAUACGGUGCUGGUUGAGAUCUCAGCCUGGGCUCUGACCACAAGCAGCCCAGCUGACCAGCCCCUUCUCUCUCCCCGCCACUAUCAGCACACUGACCCCGAUUCUGGCACCCAGCUGGUCUGCGACAAGUGCCCGGCGGGCACCUACGUGUCCGUCCACUGCUCCCCGGCGGCCGUGAGGGAGUGUAGCCCCUGCCCUGAAGGCACCUUCACGCGGGGCGAGAACGGGGUCCAGCAGUGCCAUCGCUGUCGGGCCCCAUGUCCCGCAGGGUUCAUUGAGAAAGCGCCCUGCACGGCCACCCAGGACCGCCUCUGCACAUGUCCGCCCAACAGCUUCCUGUCAGGGGAUGGUGGCACAGAGUGCAAGCCCUACUCGCUGUGCCCUCCAGGGACCAGGGUGAAAAAGCGGGGCAGUGAAACAGAGGACGUGCUCUGUAAGCCGUGCACCAAGGGGACUUUCUCAGAUGUGGAGUCGAGGGCAGUGAAGUGCCGAACUCACACAGACUGCCAAGCUCAGGGGCUGGUGCUGCUCACACCAGGGACUAGAGAUACAGAUAAUGUCUGUGGACCCCCUUCUACAGUCCCCUCUUCCUCUUCAUCGGUCCCCACAACCACCCUACUGGUGCCUACACAGACUGUGCUUCUACAGGAACCCAUGACAUCUUCAUCCUCUCCAUCAUCAUCACUGACAGGACCUGCACACAAAGGCACCUACAGACAGUCAGCAGCCAUUCAGCUGAGGGGCAACCCAGGCGGGGAAGCCGGCCGUGCAGAGGGGCGACCACUCAGCCGGCCUCACACUCCCAGCCCACCAAAUCAUGAUCCCCCACGGACUCCACCGCUCCCAGCUCGCAAGCAACUGAUGGACCGCGAGCCCCAGCAGGUGCUUCCCAAUUCUGACCCCGUGCCAGGCCCCAGCAAGAGGGCAAUGGAGGGUGUGGAAGGCGCAGAGAUAGUCAGGGUUGGGACGGGUGUCAACAAGGUAGCCGGGCAGGGGAGCGGAGGUAGUGGAGGUGGGGUCUCCAGCUACUACAGGCCGACUCGCAGGGGCUCCCCAAGGCCAAGCACCCAUAAUGACUUUGACAUCAAUGAGCACCUCCCCUGGAUGAUAGUGCUGCUGCUCCUGCUGGUGCUGGUGGUGAUUGUGGUCUGCAGCGUGAAGCGGAGCUCCCGCGUGCUGAAGAAGGGCCCCAUGCAGGACCCCUGUAGCAUCAUGGAGAAGGCAAUUCAGAAGAAACCCGCGCCUCCUGCGCAGGUCAAAGAGAAGUGGAUCUACUACUCCAAUGGACAGGGGGUGGAUAUCCUGAAGCUGGUGGCCGCUCAGGUGGGCACCCAGUGGAUAGACAUCUAUCAGUCGCUGGCCAAUGCCACGGAGAGGGAGGUGGCCGCCUUCUCCAAUGGGUACUCGUCGGAUCACGAGCGGGCGUACGCCGCGCUGCAGCACUGGACCAUCCGGGACAGCGACGCCAACCUGGCCAAGCUGAUCAACGCCCUGCACCGGCAGCGCCGCAUCGACGUGGUGGAGAAGAUCCGCUGCGUCAUGGAGGACAACCCACAGUUUGACAUCAACCAGCUGAUGACCUCAGUGAAUGUAAGCCAAAGCCUCAGCCCCAUCCACAAGCCGCUCGAGUCUCCCGGCAGCGUCGGCAGCGGCAGCAACGGUGGCAGCGUGGGCGGGGCCGGCGGCGCGGGCGUGGAACAGUCCCCCGUGGACCGCACCAAAGGCUUCUUCCCCGACGAAUCGGAGCCCCUGCUUCGCUGCGACUCCACCUCCAGCAAAGACUCCGCCCUCAGCAGGAACGGCUCCUUCAUUACCAAAGAGAAGAAAGACACGGUGCUCCGGCAGGUGCGUCUGGACCCGUGCGACCUGCAGCCCAUCUUCGACGACAUGCUGCACAUCCUGAACCCAGAGGAGCUGCACGUCAUCGAGGAGAUCCCGGCUGCCGAGGACAAGCUGGACCGUCUGUUUGAGAUCGCGGGGGUGAAGAGUCAGGAGGCCAGCCAGACGCUGCUGGACUCGGUCUACAGCCACCUCCCUGACCUGUUAUAGUGGAGCAAGGAGGGAAAAAAACACGUGGGCGGGAAUUGGCAGAGGAAUGUAAAGGAUUGUGUCAGCGGGAGGGACGAACCAGAAAAACGAAACUCGGGUUGAUGUCUGAUUUGACGGAGUGUGGCUCGUGAUGUCACGUGAUUGAGGCUGGGUGUUGUAGAUAAUGUCCCUCCAGUGACUCUUUCAAAUCUUUACUGCUACUACUCUUUACCCUCCAAUCUCAACUCUGUUGUCUUGUGUGUGCACACUAUUACUCCCUCAAAACACCUCCAUCCUCUGCCAAGAAACAGGGUCAACGCUCAAUGUGACUGAAGUAUUCUGAGUGUUUUUUCACUUUUCUUAAGUACGGUCAGACUUGUGUAAGGUGGCAUUACAUGAGCACUGUGACCUAAACAAUGAGGGUUAAGAGCCUUCAAACAAAACAACAAAGAAAAAAAUAGCUGGUUUGAAGAAAAGCAACAUGAAAAAACCUAAAAAGCACUUUCUUUAUCUUAAAUGACCAAUGCCUUCACCCUUAAAGGAUAGUACUGUUUCUCUUUUGUUUUUUUUUUGUUUUUUUGCUGGUUGUGCCAAUCAUCUAGGCUUUCUUUGCCUUUAUCAUGUCAGUGUUGAGGUUGUUGCUAAAUGGUUGUAAGAAAGGAAACUACACACAGACAAUAGUCAAUAAGCUAUAACUCUAAAUGACACUGGUAUUAUUCAUGUGGUUUUAAGGGGUUUAUCAUUAUCAUCAUGAUGACUCAUCAUCAUGAUGUAAACCACAUUCACAGAUAUUUUGCCCAGGUGUGACUUGGGGUCAGGUCAUGUGCCUGAGCUUGUUACGUGCCCCUUUUCCACCCAUGAUUCCUAUUUUUUUUACAUUUUUUCCCCCUUCCAUCCCUUCUAGUACCUGGAGCAGAUUAUCUGUUGCAUUGACGUUUGUAACCACUCUGCCAGACCAGCAGGGGGCAGUGUUAGAUGAGGCAACUGGCCUGCUGCUCUGGAACAAAAGCCAUAUAUCACAAAUACUGGAUUAAAUGUCCAAAUAAUCCACAAUUAGGAGUAAUACAAACUUAUCCAACGUGAUGAUAUAUGGCUUUGUUUUUGAACCGUUUGCUUUUGGACAGCGGCUCCAAAGCUAACAACGAACCGGACAGGAAGGGUGCAGCGCUUGCCUCCCCUGCCUGCUUCUCUGGAACCAAAGCCAUAUAUUUCAAACAGCUGACAGACUUGUUGGACUCAUGGAUAGUACGAAAUAAAUACGCACAUUCAGAUCUCUGCUAGCUAGCCCCGUUCGCCUCUACAGAUGUAGCGUUGAUAAAGUGUUCUUGACACAUUUUGGAGCUCCAUGUCGGUGCGGUGGGUGUUUCAGUGCUCUAGUCAAAAUAAUAGACUAAGUGAUUUUUUUCAUGCAGUGGUAUAUUGCUACAUGCUCUAUGUAGUUGAUAUUAAAAUGUAAUAAUGAUGCACUAAUUCUAUUUUCUAUUGGAGAGGCAGACAUGUAUUUUCUGCAUCCUUCGUUUUCUUUUAUCCUGAAUUUCUGUUAACUAACAUUUGAUUUAGCUGUAAUGUUUUCUACUUUUAGUUUGAUUUCUCAUGUUAUCGUAGCGCCUCUUUGUUAGCAUUACGGCUUCUGUGUAUCUCACGUUUUCAUGGGCAUUCACGUGUAUUUCCCCCCCGCUUGGCGUGACGAGAUGACCUGGCUGGGAUGUAAGAUAUGCAUACUCCAUACUCUACUUGAAGUCUGUCUGCUUGUGUUACUUGAUUUCAGUGAGGAAGAAAUGAUGUACUCUUUCGGUUCCUUCCAAGUUCAGUGUUCUUAAAAUGAUAAUAAAACUGAAAAGCACCACCAAAAAGUCAUCCACCGUUGAAGAUACCCGAGAGCGGCAUACGAUGGACUCCAGCGGUGCUAGACGUGAACUCUCACCAGUUGGCCUGACAGAGGGGCUUUUAGACCCCAGACUAAUCACUAUUUAAAGUAUUCCAGACUGAGAGGAGAAAACAGUGAAGGCUGAGCUGCCGUGGCCUGUGGGGUGUCGACAGGGAUGAUGACGACGGCGAUGGAGAGAAUGUGUGAGACUGCAGGGCGUGAGCUUUUUAUUUUCUAAGGAAGUCUGAAAGGAUGAAGGCGCGAGUUGUGAAACGCACAUGUGGCUCGAGUGGAUGAUUUCAUCAAAUUUCACGCGUGUAACCAGUAUGUUUACUACUAUGUAACCUCUUAAAAUCAACCAAUUAAAGCUCAAAACAUUUGUCAUAA